This is a messenger RNA of Passer domesticus (house sparrow), 5162 nucleotides long. It is a transcript of the gene CASS4, whose product is annotated as Cas scaffold protein family member 4. Gene Ontology annotation, cellular component: plasma membrane; cytoplasm. Gene Ontology annotation, molecular function: protein binding. The coding region runs from base 151 to 2895 and encodes 914 amino acids. The transcript has 7 exons. The record is from RefSeq and is a predicted model, not a curated record. Gene Ontology annotation, biological process: cell surface receptor protein tyrosine kinase signaling pathway; cell migration. Lineage: Eukaryota; Metazoa; Chordata; Aves; Passeriformes; Passeridae.
GAAUUUAUAACCACAAAGGGGAUCUGUUCAGUUUUCUAAAGACAGACUAAAAGUGUAUCAAAACUCACACCACUUUGAAGUAAAAAAAAAAAAAAAUAAACAAACAAACAACACAAACAUAACAAAGCAGGAGUAAAAAAUGCAGCAAGAAUGCUUCCAAAUCCAGCCCUUUUCCUGGUGCAGCCCUGCUGCCCUGGGUUGUGUGCUCAGAGCAGGGCAGGACUCCCUGCAGGGGAGUCUGUGUGUCCUGCACAUCACCAGCUGCAGCCAGGGGCUCCCUGGAGAGAAUUCUGCCACGUAACGAGCUCCCCCCGCUGCCAGAGCUGCUUUCCUGGGGCUCCCAGCGAGCAGGAGGGGACAGAGGCUGAGCUUUCCCUCUGCAGCUCCCAGCCAGAGCCUCCAGAGCUGCCUGAGCUGCUCACAGGGCUGGGGACACCCUCCUCCUCCUCCUCCUCAGGUGAUGGACUAGCAGGGAAACGCAGCAAAAUGAAGCACAGCCUGGCCAAGGCUCUCUACGACAACAAGGCGGAGUGCUCGGACGAGCUGGCGUUCCGCAGAGGCGACAUCGUGACGGUGCUGGAGCAGCACGUGGCGGGCAGCGAGGGCUGGUGGCGGUGCUCCCUGCACGGCCACCACGGGCUGGCCCCCGCCAACCGCCUGCAGCUCCUGCCCCCCUCUGCAGCCCACGGCCCCGCCGAGCCGCCAGCCACGCUCAGCAUCUACCAGGUGCCCUCCGUGCCCAAGGCCUCGGCAGCCUCGGCCACCUACGAGAGGAUGGAGGGCUGGGUGCAGCCCCACGCCGUGUACCAGGUGCCGGCCCUGGCGGCGCAGCUGCUCAGCGAGAGGACCAAGCGCUCCACGCAGCAGCACCUGUUUACCCUCCCCAGAGCCUGCAGGGCCUCAGCCCCAAACAUCAGGGGUGAGGUGUACGACGUCCCCUCCUCGCAGCACCGCUCCCUGCUCCCACAGAGUGGUGCCACUCCCCCCAGCGCACGGAAGGGCUCCAUGCUGGGCAGAUCCACUGAGAGCUUCCAGGCAGAGCAGAAGCAGCUUUACAACAUCCCCUCCAAGCCAGAAAAAGCCGGAGCUGGCAGCCAGGACUCAGCAGCAGGCAAUUUAUAUGAUGUCCCUCCCAAGAGAGAGCUCGAUGACUCAGAAAAUAAAUCUCAGAAGAAGUGCUGGGGCCAUUACAACACCUUGCCAAACCCUCGCAAGUCCGAAUGGAUUUACGACAUCCCAGUAUCCCCCGAAAAUUCCGCGUUCAAAGCCAGCCCUCCCGGGCAGCCUGUGGAGAAGCAGGUGCUGUAUGACAUUCCCCCAGCCAGGUACAAGGCUGCAGCCACGGCCGCCGAAGCCAGGGCUGGGACUCCACAGCUGUACGACAUUCCACCGGCCCAGCGGAAAUUAACGCUUCCAGCAAUCCCCCUUUACGACGUUCCGCCCUCGCGGGACGCGCUCCUCCUGCCACAGAACAGCAGCUCUGAGCUGCCCCCGAGGCUCCUGGCUGCCAAGGCUGACAGUCAGAGCUCUGAGGAGAAUGUUUAUGAUAUUCCCAAAGGUUUGCCCAGUGCUGGGCACUCCAAGAAAGAGAUGGAAGACAACAGUGAAGGCUCUGGAGACCAAGCACGCGGUGCUUCUCCACAGCUCUCCAUGGAUGCCAAGUCAGAAAAUGACACUUUGUGUGUCUCUAGCACUCUCUCCUCAUCCUCCACCUCUUCUGCUGAGUCGUUUCCUACGCUGUCACCAUCACCAGAGCCUGUCCAAGAAAUCAAGCUGGAGCUGGAAGCAGCCAUCGAGACCCUGACUCGGCUGCAGCACGGCGUGUCCAGCUCCAUCGCCAGCUUAAUGAUCUUUGUGAGCAGCAAGUGGAGACUGCAGGAGCACCUGGAGAAAAGCCUGGAGGAGAUCCACAGAGCAGUGGACCACAUAAAGGUGUCACUGGGAGAGUUCCUGGCCUUUGCUCAAGCCCUGAAGGGAAACGCCUCCAACCUCACGGAUAACAACCUGCAGGCCCGAAUUAAAAAGCAGCUGGAAAUCCUCAUGAAUUCCUACAAAAUAUUGACAGAAACGAGGGAAGCUCUCAACAGCUGCAGCUGGUCCCUGGAGGCUUUGGUGCUCAGGAAGCCCCAGAACAACCCUGAUGACCUGGAUCGCUUCGUUAUGGUGGCCAGGACAAUUCCAGACGACAUCAAGAGGUUUGUGUCCAUCAUCAUCGCCAACGGGAAGCUGCUCUUCAGGAAGAACGAGAAGGAGCAAGAAAAGAAGCAACCAGAAGUGAGCCUGGAAUGCAAAAUGGCAAAGCAAAUCCCAGUGCCAAGAAGAGUAGAAAUUGAGUCACUCCAGAGAAAUGCUCCUCAGAAAUGCAGCCAAAGCCAGGUCCCUGUGGAGAAACCAGAGGAAAAUUGCAGCGAGGAUUGUGAUUAUGUCCAGCUACAGGCUCAGAAAGUCAUUUCAGGUAAAGAAGUAGCAAAGAAGAGUACAGAGUCAAACCCAAAGGUUUUGCCGUGUGCAAAAAAGACUGAGAACGCCAGCAGGAAAACCCCCCUCCCCGAGCACUGCAGGCUGUGCUUCGCUGCCCUGCACAAGGCCAUCGGCGUGUUCACCGCCAGCCUCAGCAGCCAGCAGCCCCCCGAAAUCUUCAUCUCCCACAGCAAGCUCAUCAUCAUGGUGGGCCAGCGGCUGGUGGAUUCCCUGUGCCAGGAGAGCCAGGAGAGGGAGGCCCGCAGCGACAUCCUGCAGGGCAGCAGCCGCUUCUGCAGCCUGCUCAAGAAGCUGGCGCUGGCCACCAAGGGCGCAGCCCUGACGUUCCCCAACGCCCAGGCCAGCCGCGAGCUGCGGGAGCACGCCGAGGAGCUGGCCAAGUACGCGCAGCAGCUCCGAGCCACGCUGGACUGAGCACUGCUGCUCCGGGGCACCGCUCGCACACACGGCUCCCUCCAGGGACUCACUGCCCACGGGAAUUCCCACCAGGAGUUCCCUGGUAGCAGGUGAAGAUCUCCUCACUAGAAUUCCCUCCAGGAACUCACUGCUGGCAGGUGAAGAGCCCCACGCUCAGAACUCCCACCAGGAAUUCACUGGUAGCAGGUGAAGAUCCUCCCAUUCAGAAUUCUCUCCAGGAAUUCCCUGGGUGCCAGUGUAGAUGAAGAUUCCCCCACUCAGAAUUCCUUCCAGGAAUUUCCUGGUAGCAGGUAAAGAUCCCCUCACUCAGAAUUCCCUCCCGGAACUCACUGCCGGCAGGUGAAGAGCUCCACACUCAGAACUCUCUCCAGGAAUUCCCUGGGUGUCAGUGCACUGGAAGAUUCCCCCACUCAGAAUUCCCUGGUAGCAGGUGAAGAUCCUCCCAUUCAGAAUUCUCUCCAGGAAUUCCCUGGGUACCAGUGUAGGUGAAGAUUCCCCCACUCAGAAUUCCCUCCAGGGACUCACUGCCGGCAGGUGAAGGGCCCCACGCUCGGGAUUCCCACCAGGAACUCACUGGUAGCAGGUGAAGAUCUCCUCACUCAGAACUCCCUCCAGGAACUCACUGGAGGCAGGUGAAGGGCCCCACACGCAGAACUCCCACCAGGAAUUCCCUGGGUGCCAGUGCAAGUGAAGAUUCCCCCACUCAGAAUUCCCACCAGGAGUUCCCUGGUAGCAGGUGAAGAGCCCCAUGCUCAGAAUUCCCUCCAGGAAUUCACUGGUAGCAGGUGAAGAUCUCCUCACUAGAAUUCCCUCCAGGGACUCACUGCCGGCAGGUGAGGAGCCCCACACUCAGAAUUCUCUCCAGGAAUUCUCUGGGUGUCAGUGGAGAGGAAGAUUCCCCCACUCAGAAUUCCUUCCAGAAAUUCCUUGGUAGCAGGUGAAGAGCCCCACACUCAGAAUUCUCUCCAGGAAUUCCCUGGGUACCAGUGCAGGUGAAGAUUCCCCCACUCAGAAUUCCCUCCAGGAACUCACUGCCGGCAGGUGAAGAGCCCCCCACGCAGAACUCCCACCAGGAAUUCCCUGGGUGCCAGUGCAAGUGAAGAUUCCCCCACUCAGAAUUCCCACCAGGAGUUCCCUGGUAGCAGGUGAAGAGCCCCAUGCUCAGAAUUCCCACCAGGAAUUCACUGGUAGCAGGUGAAGAUCUCCUCACUAGAAUUCCCUCCAGGAACUCACUGCCGGCAGGUGAAGAGCCCCACACUCUGAAUUCUCUCCAGGAAUUCCCUGGGUGCCAGUGGAGAAGAAGAUUCCCCCACUCAGAAUUCCCUCCAGGGACUCACUGCCGGCAGGUGAAGAGCCCUACACUCUGAAUUCUCUCCAGGAAUUCCCUGGGUGUACUGUUGGCGGGUGAAGAUCCCACUCACAAUUCCCAUCAGGAAUUCACUGGUGCUAGUUCAGGUGAAGAUUCCCCCCACAAAAAAUUCCCACCAGGAAUUCCCUGGUAGCAGGUGAAGACCCUCCCAUUCAGAAUUCCCACCAGGAAUUUCCUGGUGCUGGUUCAGGUGAAGAUUCCCCCACUCAGAAUUCCCUCCAGGAAUUCCCUGGCUGCACUGGUAGCCGGGGAAGAUCCCCACAGCAGCUGAUGCAGAAGAAUUAAAUCUGCACUUUCCUCUCCACCCUUCACACCCUGCCUGGAAAUGUCAUUGUCACAGCGGCUGGGUGGGAAUGUUUGCUGUGUAUCGGAGCAAAAUUUGUUGAUUAUUGGACUGAUUUCUUAUUUUUUAUUCUCUAUGUAUGUCUGAUAAAUGUAUUUUCCUUUUUAAUUGUUUUUUUUCUAUUCCUGUAAAGUCUGUCUUUAAAUGUAGCUGCACAAUGUUCUGUAACUUAUGAUAUUCCAAUAUCAAUUGUUUCCUGAGUUUACUCAAAAUUUGUAACGACAGGGUUGGUUUGGUUUUGUUAUUGUUUUUUUAAAACAGCUGCAAAGCUAAUUUUUGGUUUGAACAAAUGCAACACAGCACAAAAUCUGGUGGGUAGGAAACGCACCAGGCUGGUACUUGAGCACAGAAAAAAACUUUGGGAGAAGUCCUGACUCCUGAUAAAUCCCCAGGGAGCACAACAUCCUCUGUCACAGCCCAGAGCUCUCAGAGCACUUUUCCAGCUGGGGAAAAAAAACAUUUAUUUCAGUCCCUAAAGGUGCAGAGCUUUGGGCAGCUGCACAGGUGAUGUUAUUCCUUGAUGGAAUUCCAUUUAUUCCAGUCCCUAAAGAG